This is a messenger RNA of Neomonachus schauinslandi (Hawaiian monk seal), 2384 nucleotides long. RefSeq names its product syntaxin 6 (gene STX6). Gene Ontology annotation, biological process: Golgi vesicle transport; intracellular protein transport. NCBI's taxonomy places the organism in Eukaryota, Metazoa, Chordata, Mammalia, Carnivora, Phocidae. Bases 63 to 830 code for a protein of 255 amino acids. The record is from RefSeq and is a predicted model, not a curated record. Gene Ontology annotation, molecular function: SNAP receptor activity. The transcript is spliced from 8 exons. Gene Ontology annotation, cellular component: membrane.
GGGGGGCUCGGAGGGCGCCCUGUGCGCGGAGCAGGCGUGAGGCAGCCGGGGGCCGGGACGCCAUGUCCAUGGAGGACCCCUUCUUUGUGGUGAAAGGAGAGGUACAGAAAGCAGUCAACACUGCCCAGGGAUUAUUUCAGAGAUGGACAGAGCUCCUCCAGGACCCUUCCACAGCAACGAGGGAAGAAAUCGACUGGACCACCAACGAGCUGAGAAACAACCUCCGGAGCAUAGAGUGGGAUCUCGAGGACCUUGACGAGACCAUCAGCAUAGUUGAAGCAAACCCUAGAAAAUUCAACCUUGAUGCAACUGAAUUGAGUAUAAGAAAAACCUUCAUCACAAGUACUCGGCAAGUUGUCAGGGACAUGAAGGAUCAGAUGUCAGCUUCAUCUGUGCAGGCAUUAGCAGAACGAAAAAAUAGACAGGCACUUCUAGGGGACAGUGGCGGCCAGAACUGGAGUGCGGGAACGACGGACAAAUCCGGGCGCCUGGACCACGAGCUCCAGCUGGCCAACUCCCAUUUCAUCGAGGAGCAGCAGGCUCAGCAACAGUUGAUCGUGGAGCAGCAGGAUGAGCAGUUGGAGCUGGUCUCUGGCAGCAUCGGGGUGCUGAAGAACAUGUCCCAGCGCAUCGGAGGGGAGCUAGAGGAACAGGCGGUUAUGUUGGAUGAUUUUUCUCAUGAGUUGGAGAGCACUCAGUCUCGGCUAGACAAUGUGAUGAAGAAACUUGCAAAAGUAUCUCACAUGACCAGUGAUCGGCGCCAGUGGUGUGCCAUCGCCAUCCUCUUUGUGGUCCUGCUGGUCGUGCUGGUCUUCUUCUUAGUGCUGUGACGGCGGCCCGGCAUGGCUCCUCCUGCUCACGAACCCCAGGGGAGGCGGGAAGCAGCACCCCAGCGUUGCCGUCUCUUUACACUCCUCUCUGGAAAACACAGCCUGCACUGACUUCCCUCCUUGUGACCCCACCACUGAGACAGCUGCUCUGACCCGGCACUGGCAGGGCCGCUGGGAAGAGGAAGCGACGACUGUGCGCUCCCGGGGCCGCCUGUCCUGUUCCGAGGACGGCUCGGCACUGCUUUGCCUCCGGGGCCUUGGGCCCCCAGGACAGCCUCUGAGGAAUCCGGAAAAGUUUGCAGACUCCACUAGCGCUUGCUUUUGCUCAUUCCAUCCAUCUUUGGCAGCUCCCCCCGCCUCCCCCCCAGCUCGGACAGCACACCGCUGUCGCAUCCCCGAGAGCACCAUCGGGAGUGCAGGCUCCCGGGCAGGUCUCAUUUCCCAUUGCGGCAGCGGCCCUUGGCCCCCCGAGAGCUGGCUGCUAAUGGGGACGCUAGGCCCAGAAGCAGUUUGUGACAAAAAACGCAGUGAUCCAUUUUUCAGGGAUAAGUGCUGGGAUAAAAUUGCUUUUCCAGGCUCGUUAUUCUGUGGUAGAAAUAACUAAUGGAAAAUAACGGAAAGCACUAGACUUUGGGGGUGCUAACAGCUGGUGGCUUGAACCGAGGGGAGGAGAGGGCAGCAGGACCCAGGGUUUGCACAGCUGAGGGAAGGGUGGGUGAGGUUGCCGGAGGUCAGAGCCUUGCCAAAUUCAUGUUGCUGUCCUGGUGCACCCUGUAUUUUGAGGACGCCCCUUACCCAUAUGGCGCAGCUCAGCUGCACACUUGGAUGGUCUGGAUCCGGGGCCAGUCUCAUGGCCGGUUAGGUCAUUCCCGUGGCACUCUGCAUUGGAGGUGGGGGGGGUGGUUAGUACAUUGGGAGUACGGCGACACUCAGAAACCAUAAUGACCAAAAAGGCUAGUUCUGGACCGGACUUUUCUUACCCUGUGAGUAAUGGCAAGAAUGGGUAGGUGAACUUGGGUGGGGUUUUUUUUUUUUCCCCUAAGAUGACAACUCAGUUUUUUUAUCAUCCAGCCAAAUAACUGAGCCAAUCCAAAUUUAAAGAACGGAUGCUUUAAUUGAGUUUUAGUAGCUGAAACUGCUGAGAUGCUAAACUUCAAGCUUCCGAUGAUUUUUUAAACGCCUCCAGCGUCCCGGCGUCUGUAGGAUAUUUUUAUAACCUCCCCGAUGCCGUCACCGAUAUGGAAGCAGCAGCUGACCCGGAGCCCUGCGGCAGGGGCCACGCUCUCCCCCUCCACCUUCUGCACUUGGAAAGCACAGCAACGUCUGCAUAGAGCUCUAGCUUUGACUUCCUGUUUCCUCAUCUGUUGGGGCCCAUUCCACAGCGCACUCUUUUUUUUUUUUCCUUUUUUUCAUGUUUUGUCUGUAUUUGUUGGGGUUUUUUGUUUGUUUAUUUGCUUUGGGCUUCCUCCCCCCCUUUUUUGUGAUUUACAAUGAUGUACUUGCCCAGCUGACUUAUGAAUUGCACUUUUUAAUAAAUACUUGUAACAAUUUUUU